AUGCCCAAUCCCCUCUCCCUAUCUAGUACAGCCAUGUCCGACCUCGAUAUGAACCCAUCACCGACUGGAUCACGCAGAUUAAAUCAUGGAAGGGUAUUACACCCCUUGAACUGGAACACCCGUCAAAUCCAAGGGCUCCGGACAGAGGUGGUGGAUUAUUCUGAUUAUGUUAGCUCAGUGCGUGGUGAACCCAUGGCAGAUCGAUCGGAGUCUCUGCUUGAUGAUCAGGUACUUCAGAAGGAUAUCGAUUACCUAUGGCAUUGGGCCAAGGAAAACAAUAGGGAAGAAAUGGAGGAUCAUCUGGAUGAAGCCUUCAAGAACUUUAUCAAGAUCAUUGAGUCCCAGUUGAAACAGAAAAUCUUCAUUUGCUAUACAAAUAGAAGUGCCCGUGAAGGAGAUAUCCCUUUUAUCAACCUCCUCAUGGGAGGCAAAGCACAAAUCCUAAAUCCGCAAAUCUUAAUUUCCACCGAGAAAAUACCUUUCCUUAUUUACAACAGUUUGCUUUACAACACAGACCUGCGUGGGAGGUUUAGGGAUAUUUCUAGGAAUAUCAAAGAAAUAAAUGAUCGGAAGGAUCCAAGGAAGUGGGGGGCCAUCGAUGGCUACAACCUCGCCUGUCUCAUCGCUCUAGCCCAAGUGCAGGAGGGACAGGUGAUUAAGGCUGCGCGUGCACAUGGUCUUUCUUUGGACAUCCGUCAAGAGUAUAAAGUUCAUUUAGUCACCCCUGCCACACCACAAGUCGGUCUUUUCCUAUUCAGUGCCACCAUCAGCUCAAGAAAAGAGUUUUUUGAUCUUUCCCCUGCAAGAAUUCAAGAGAAGCGGCAGAAUCUGGUUUCCAGACUUGCGGGUAUUGUGGAAGCCGCGUAUAUGAAUCAUGAAAUUCUUGGCCUCUUGCGUAAUUCAAGCAACACGGUCGCCCAAGGAACACCUGUCCCGACAUCUCAGCGACGCCCCGACGGAAUUCUCAAAUACAAUCAUGCGGGAGGGACUGAAUCUGCCAAUCAGGUACGGAAGAAGAAUAAGGUUGCGUUCCCGCCUGGAGUGAAGUCGGGAUAA
Morchella sextelata is the source of this 1056-nucleotide messenger RNA. RefSeq lists its product as uncharacterized. Lineage: Eukaryota; Fungi; Ascomycota; Pezizomycetes; Pezizales; Morchellaceae. Bases 1 to 1056 code for a protein of 351 amino acids. The record is from RefSeq and is a predicted model, not a curated record. The transcript is spliced from 4 exons.